AUGUGUGCGGCGAGGUUCGAUGACACGGCGGAGUGGUCAGAGCACCUUGUAGAAUGUGGAAACCGGCAAAGAACAUUAAAGAAAUUUGGAUGUAGAGGGUGUGACUACGCAGCUGUUAAGAAGUGUGAUUUGGACAGACACGUGAAACGCACUGGGCACGAUGAAACUCACCAAGCAUCUGGAAGUGAGGACGAAUGGGAAAACCAAGAUCCAGGUGCACUCCUCAGCCCACUACCUUUGGAACAGGAGGAAGAUCAAGAUGGAAGUAUUGCUCCAGAUCCGGAGGAAAGCGAUGUUGUUAUGGAAGCUGUUGGAGACAGUAGUGCAACCACCUCAAAAGAUUCUGGGCCAACACCCGAGGUGCCAUCCGUGAACCAAGAAAAGGUUCCCUAUGUCAGGAAAGUAGUCCAGGAUCCAACAGUCAGGAAGCGCACAUCCCCACUUCCUGGUAUCACCUCAAGGCCUAAGGCAGUUAAACCCAGUUCUAGCAGGGAACAGAGGAGCAGCACGGAUCAAUUCACCAUGACUGGGGUCCAUGGCUUCAUUUAUAGCAGACUGAGCUUUGAUGCCAGCACGCAGACAGAAGCGCCUGUCAAGACCGUGACAAAGAAACAGACAAUAACAUACGACAAAGAGGGAAAACGUAUUGUGAAGGAAGUUAUCACUGAACAGUGGGUUGAAUAG
Messenger RNA from Mizuhopecten yessoensis (Yesso scallop), 684 nucleotides. RefSeq lists its product as uncharacterized. NCBI's taxonomy places the organism in Eukaryota, Metazoa, Mollusca, Bivalvia, Pectinida, Pectinidae. Bases 1 to 684 code for a protein of 227 amino acids. The record is from RefSeq and is a predicted model, not a curated record. The transcript has a single exon.